AUGAGUUUUUUUACCUUCUCGGAUGAGUCGCCGAUACGCAAGGUAGAUUCUUCAGAUGACUUCGGGACUGGCCUCGAAGUUGCCGCCAUUGCAGCAUUGUUGACCUCCACCAACCGACCAGAUAGGUUCAACGCCUUCAAAGAUACGAUCCCAAACCAAGAAGUAUCAUCGGAGAUUCUGUAUCCAGGAGCUUCCUUGGAUACACCAAUCCCUCAAGCUUACAAGCUGCACCGAAGAUCGAACAUUUCAGAGAGAUCUUGGAGGUUAAGGUAUAAGGGUGUGAACACUGCCACUAUCGAGAACGAGUAG
Molecule: messenger RNA, 309 nt
Organism: Perkinsus marinus ATCC 50983
Lineage: Eukaryota; Perkinsozoa; Perkinsida; Perkinsidae
Exons: 3
Coding region: 1-309 (102 amino acids)
Source: RefSeq, a predicted model, not a curated record